CGCUCGGCAGCUUGAUCAUGUUUGGGAGGCGGCCAGCUGGUGGCGAUUGCUGAGGAAUCUCCUUCUUAAAGGCGGACUGGGAAGCACACACACGCGCGGGGAGACUUAAGGAGAGCACACUUCUCUUAUCUGGGUGACUUCCCUCAGUCCCGGCCGGACAUUACCAUGAUGGGAGUGCUGGGCAGCGCCGGCCGCUUGGUUCAAUUUGCCAGGAGCAGCGUGACUCUGAGCGUGAGGAGGCGAUCUGCUGCUGCCGCUUUGGCCCAGACUGUCACCCCAGAGACUCAGGAAAGCAGGAAACCGAAGACAGGCAUCCUGAUGCUAAACAUGGGAGGACCUGAGAAACUGGAAGACGUACAUGACUUCCUGCUGAGGCUCUUCAUGGACACUGACUUGAUGAAACUCCCAGUACAGAAUAAGCUGGGUCCGUUCAUCGCUAAGCGCCGCACCCCAAAGAUCCAGGAGCAGUACAGUAAGAUCGGAGGCGGCUCGCCCAUCAAACACUGGACCUCCAUGCAGGGCGAGGGCAUGGUGAAGCUGCUGGACGAGAUGAGCCCCGAGACAGCUCCUCACAAGUUCUACAUCGGUUUCCGGUACGUUAACCCACUGACCGAGGACGCCAUUGAGGAGAUGGAGAAAGACGGAGUGGAUCGAGCUGUGGCCUUUACACAAUACCCCCAGUACAGCUGCUCCACCACAGGCAGCAGUCUAAACGCCAUCUACCGUUACUAUAGAAACAGAGGUGACAGGCCCAAAAUGCGUUGGAGUGUCAUUGACCGUUGGCCCACACACCCUCUGCUGGUGGAGUGUUUUGCACAACAUGUCAGCAAUGAGCUGCUGAAGUUUCCAGAGGAGAAGAGAGACGACGUGGUCAUUCUCUUCUCGGCACAUUCCCUUCCUAUGGCUGUUGUCAACAGAGGUGACCCUUAUCCUCAGGAAGUGGGAGCCACUGUUCAGAGAGUUAUGGAGAGACUAGGACACUGUAACCCUUACAGACUGGUGUGGCAGUCCAGGGUGGGCCCCAUGGCGUGGCUCGGGCCCCAGACGGACGAGGUCAUCAAAGGUCUUUGUGAAAGGGGGAAGAAGAACCUCCUGCUCGUGCCAAUCGCCUUCACCUCCGAUCACAUCGAGACUUUACACGAGCUGGACAUUGAGUACGGACAGGUGCUGGGAGAGGAGUGUGGUGCAGAAAACCUCAGGAGAGCAGAGUCGUUGAAUGGAAACCCACUUUUUAUGAAGGCUCUGGCUGACCUGGUCCAGGCUCACCUGCGCUCCAACCAGACCUGCUCCCGUCAGCUGACCCUGCGCUGCCCGCUCUGCACCAACCCCACCUGCGGGGAGACCAAGGCCUUUUUUGCCAACCAGAAACUAACCUAGUAACACACACACACACACACACACAUCAAGGCUGAGUAGACAAACAGAAGACUCUGACAUAAGUCGAAUGAAUGAGUGAAUGGUUGGAGGCAGACGGUCCAUCCUGACGUCUUGGUUCUUGACACAUUUUUUUAAGGAAACACGAAAAAGGAAAUACGAUUUUGGAGGUCAUAAGUUUGUCUUGUUUACAAACACACACUAAAUACCCCGUUUGUCGACAAUAUUUUCUGGAAUGAUCAAAAUGUGUUGAUAGUCAGGAUGUGCUGAUCAUCACUAACAUAACCGCGAAAUAUUAAGUGGUUGAAGUCAUCUGAUGAAGAUGGCAGGAACAUUUUUUGUCAUUCAUCAUCGGUUUGUUGAUUAUUGGGGCAAUCAAAGGUUUGGACCCGCCUUCUCAUUCGUUUUUUUUAAUUUAUUUUCAUGACUAUUUACAUUUUAGAUUGUCACUGAAGGCAUCAAAACUAUGAAUUAACACAUGUGGAGUUAAAAAAACCAAACUGAAAACAUGUUUUAUAUUCGAGUCUCUUCAAAAUAGCCACCCUUUGCUCCAAUUACUGCUUUGUUCACUCUUGGCAUUCUCUGGAUGAGCUUAAAGCACACCUGAGAAGUAAAAACCAUCUCGGGUGACUACCUCUUGAGCAGUAAUCAGAGCACAGGGUGACUAUUUUGAAGAAACUAGAAAAUAAAACAUGUUUUCAGUUAUUUCACCUCUUUUUUUGUGUGUGAAAUACAUAACUCCGCAUGUGUUCACUCACUUCUAAUGCCUUCAAUGAGUGAACACAUGUGGAGUUACGUACUUAACAAGGUGAAAUGACUGAAAACAUGUUUUACUUUCUAGUUCCUUCAAAAUAGCCACCCUGUGCUCUGAUUACUGCUGUUUAAGAGGUAGUCACCUGAGAGGGUUUUCACUUCACAGGUGUGCUUGAAGCUCAUGCAGAGAAUGCCAAGAGUGUGCAAAGUAGUAAUCAGAGCAAAGGGUGGCUAUUUUGAAGAAACUGGAAUAUAAAACAUGUUUUCAGUUAUUUUCACUUCAAAGGUGUCAUAGUUUUGAUGCCUUCAGUGACAAUCUACAAUGUAAAUAGUCCUGAAAACACAUUAAAUGAAGAGAAGCUGCGUUCAAACUCCUGGCCUGUAUUGUAUGUGCUUAAAAACAUUUACUGAAUUCCAAAUGCAAAAUGAAGCACAUUUUUGUCUGCUUGGAACCUUCAACCGGCCUUGCUACUUCUUCACGGGUGAAUAAAUGAAUUCAUGGGACUGCCUCGGCCCUUAAGCAAGCUCCUGACGACAGACCCUGAAGGAGAAAAUGCUGCAAAAGUGAAAGUCCCCUUUUUAAAAAGACUGGGGUAAAAUAAUAAUAAUAAAAAAAGUAAUAAGGUCCCAUGUCAAGGUGUUUUUUUUUUGUUUUUUUUUUGUCCAAUGAUUCUAUGAAUGUGCCUUUUUUACACUGGACUUGCUUUUUAUUUUUAUUUUACAAAUUAUAAAACAAAGUUUGAUGUUUGACUCGGCUUGGCCGCACAUUUGUUACUGAUAUCUAAACUAUUAGCACCACUUUUACAGGUUUUUAUUCAGGAUUAUGUAUCAAACAUCCGUCCAUCUUCUUCCGCUUAUCCGAGGUUGGGUCGCGGGGGCAGCAGCCUAAGCCCAGACUUCCCUCUCCCCAGCCAGGUCGUCUAGCUCUUCUUGGGGGAUCCUGAGGUGUUCCCAGGCCAGCUGGGAGACAUAGUUUACAUAUUUGUUACAAAGAAAUUUAAAAGAAUAUAUAGUCCACUGCAUAUGACUUUUUUUGGCAAAGAGAAAAAGAAAAAAGUCCACUGCAGAGGAAAAUUUUUUGACGAAGAAAGAAAAAAUUAAAUAAAAUACAAAGUCCACUGCAGAUAAUUUUUUGGGACAAAGCAAUUUAAAAUAAAGUCCACUGCAGAUUACAUAUUUUUUGACAUUUUCAUUUUAAAAUCGAAUUGAGAUUAUAUAUUUUUGACAAAGAAAUUAAGAGAGAAAAAAAGUCCACUGCUGAUGACCUUUUUUGGACAAAGAAAUUUAAGAAAGAAAAAAAAAAAGUCCACUGCUGACUUUUUUCUUGGCAAAGAGAAGAAAAAUUGAAAUUCCACUGCAGAGGACUUUUUUUUCGACAAAGAAAUUUAAAAUAAAGUCCACUGCAGAUUAUACAUUUUUUGACAUUUUUUGAAAUUUUUUGAAGUCCACUAAAGAUUAGAGAUUUUUGACAAAUUAAAAAAAAAAAAUUGACUGCGGAUUGUUUUUUUGACAAAGAAAUAAAAUUCCACUGCGGAUUACAUUUUUUUUGGGACAAAAAUGUUAAAAUAAAAGUCCACUCCAGAGGAAUUUUUUUUGACAAAGAAAGAAAAAAUUAAAUAAAAUACAAAGUCCACUGCAGAUGACAUUUUUUUUGACAUUUACUUUUUAAAAUCCAAUUGAGAAUAUAUAUUUUUGACAAAGAAAUUAAGAAAAAAAAAAGUCCACUGCUGACUUUUUUCUUGGCAAAGAGAAAAAAAAUUGAAAUUCCACUGCAGAGGACAUUUUUUUGACAAAGCAAUUUAAAAUAAAGUCCACUGCAGAUUAUACAUUUUUUGACAUUUUUUGAAAUUUUUUGAAGUCCACUAAAGAUUAGAGAUUUUUGACAAAUUAAAAAAAAAAAAUUGACUGCGGAUUGUUUUUUUGACAAAGAAAUAAAAUUCCACUGCGGAUUACAUUUUUUUUGGGACAAAAAUGUUAAAAUAAAAGUCCACUCCAGAGGAAUUUUUUUUGACAAAGAAAGAAAAAAUUAAAUAAAAUACAAAGUCCACUGCAGAUGACAUUUUUUUUGACAUUUACUUUUUAAAAUCCAAUUGAGAAUAUAUAUUUUUGACAAAGAAAUUAAGAAAAAAAAAAGUCCACUGCUGACUUUUUUCUUGGCAAAGAGAAAAAAAAUUGAAAUUCCACUGCAGAGGACAUUUUUUUUGACAAAGCAAUUUAAAAUAAAGUCCACUGCAGAUUAUACAUUUUUGACAUUUUUUGAAGUCCACUAAAAAUUUUAGAAUUUUGACAAAUUAAAAAAAAAAAGUUGACUGCUGUUUUUUUGACAAAGAAAUACAAUUCCACUGCAGAUUACACUUUUUUUGGACAAAAAUGUAAAGAUAAGUCCACUGCAGAGUAAAUUUUUUUUGACAAAGAAAUGUUUCAAAUAAAAUAAAGACCACUGCAGAGGACAUCAGUUGACAAAGAAAAAAAAGAAAGUCCACUGCAGAUUACAUAUUUUUUGACAAAGUGAAGUAUAUUUGAAGUGAAGUAUAUUUAUAUAGCGCUUUUUCUCUAGUGACUCAAGGCGCUUUUACAUAGUGAAACCCAAUAUCUAAGUUACAUUUAAACCAGUGUGGGUGGCACUGGGAGCAGGUGGGGAAAGUGUCUUGCCCAAGGACACAACGGCAGUGACUAGGAUGGCGGAAGCAGGAAUCCAACCUGCAACCCUCAAGUUGCUGGCACGGCCACUCUACCAACCGAGCUAUGCCGCCCCAAAGAAAUAUUUAAAAAAAAAAAGAAAAAAAAGGUCCACUGCAUGGUUGGCAUGUGGUUAACUUCUGACCCAUAAAGACAACAAUGUAAACAUCCAUCCAUCCAUUUUCUACUGCUUAUUCCCUCUGGGGUCGCUGGUGCCUAUCUCAGCUACAAUCGGGCGGAAGGCGGGGUACACCCUGGACAAGUCGCCACCUCAUCGCAGACAAUGUAAAUAUGAUAUAUAAAUAUUAUCAUACAAGUUAAGGCCAAACUGUUUCUUAGCCAAAGUGCUGUUAAACAUAUUUUAUUUUUGCUGUAUCUGAAAAGUAUACAAGUUACUUUUUAUAAUUAAAUCACCCAGUUUUCUUUUUUCCUGCUCCAGCAUUUUUGCCUUGUAUUUAUUUGCUUUGGAUUUGUUGUCCACACGGUGUCACAUGUGUCAUAUGACGUAUGUCACACAUGUCGCACGGUGUCACAUGUCAGUAAGUCUUCCUGUACAGUAAAAUACAAUAAACAGCUCUUGAUGAAA
Messenger RNA from Nerophis ophidion (straightnose pipefish), 5392 nucleotides. RefSeq names its product ferrochelatase (gene fech). The transcript has 11 exons. Lineage: Eukaryota; Metazoa; Chordata; Actinopteri; Syngnathiformes; Syngnathidae. Gene Ontology annotation, molecular function: protoporphyrin ferrochelatase activity. Bases 166 to 1377 code for a protein of 403 amino acids. Gene Ontology annotation, biological process: heme biosynthetic process. The record is from RefSeq and is a predicted model, not a curated record.